CAGGAGUUCGAGAGUUGUUGUCUACGGAUCAUGAGGAAAGUUGUUUUAAUUUUGCCGAAUAUACUUUAACCAAACGAAGACUAUUAUUUAUAUAUUCAGAUUUUUAACAGGUAUUUAAAAUCAGUACUAGAUUAUCUACUAUACCAAACCAAAAUGUCGGGCAUAGCUAUAGCGCGCCUCUCUGAGGAGCGCAAAGCAUGGAGGAAAGACCACCCAUUUGGAUUCGUCGCUAAACCUGUAAAAAAUGCUGAUGGAACACUAAACCUCAUGCUAUGGGAAUGUGCAAUACCAGGCAAGAAAGGGACUCCAUGGGAAGGUGGCAUCUACCCACUGAAAAUGAUUUUCAAAGAUGACUACCCAAGUUCACCUCCCAAAUGCAAGUUUGAUCCGCCCCUGUUCCACCCAAACGUUUAUCCAUCAGGAACAGUAUGCCUGUCGUUGCUUGACGAAGACAAAGACUGGAGACCGGCUGUUACAAUAAAGCAGAUAUUGCUAGGAAUUCAGGAUCUGUUGAAUGACCCUAAUGUUAAGGACCCUGCUCAAGCUGAAGCUUAUACAAUUUACAGCCAAAAUCGUAAUGAGUAUAACAAGAAAGUGGAGGAACAGGCUAAAAAAUACUCAACCCUCCUGCAACUGUGAACAAUAGUGGAUAAUUAUUGCAUUGAUAUUUACCACUGAAGACUGUUGAGGUGUAACAUUAAGGGGAAGAAAACACAAAAACAGUAGAAUUUUAAAUUUUGGUGCCAUUUGCAGACAUGAAAGAGUAUAGAUGAACAGAGUAUACACAGGAAACUUCAUGCACCGAUUGGUUCUCUGCUUUGGUUCAAUGGGGUUUGAUACAUUUAAGUAUGUUGAUUCUACCAUAAUAUUACCCUAUGCCCCUUCCCUCAAUUUAUUCAGUAUUCACCCAAGCUCUACUCGAUUAAUUGUAAGAUUGAAAUUAGCCCUUGUCCAGUAUUCAGACUGAGUAGAGUAUCAUCAGAGAAGGUAAUGAUUUGAAAUUGGUUUUAAACCAGCCCCCCUGCCCCUUGAAGUAAACCAGAUGACCCAGGGGUACUAAAAAUUCAUUUUGUAAACCAUUUAGUGAAAGCUGGAAUACGAUGUAAACUAAAGCCAGGCACUCACUGCCCCCAGUCGACGCAAUUCUCUUGCGAACACAACGCCGCGACACAUGCACAACAGAUCAUUUUUAACGACAAUCAGCAAACGGCAUCGCAUCUCCCAGCGCUCACAGGAAGUGGAAUUGGAUUUGUUGUACGACCGUCGUACGAUGCAGCGAGUGCCCAGCUUAAGAUACUGAAUAGCAGCUUAAAACACUUAACUAUCAUCUGUCAUUUUCUCAUGUAUAAUCUCAUAGCUUAGUUGAUAUUACAUGUCCAAAAUCUGUAUUUUGUAUACCUUAAAGUCUGCAGAUAAUACACUCCCUAUAAUUCGCAUGAUACAAAUAUGUAAUAGUGAGUGCUAUAUGCACCCACCAGGAACUGGUUCUGUGACUAAUGUAGUAUUACUUUAAUGUAUAUUUACAAAAUCUGCAAGCUUUUUGUAUUAUGUUUUCGUCCCAAAAUUAUCAAUAACAUGUAAUUAAUUUUUAGUUUUUUUAGCUCCAUUUUUUAAAGGUUUAGAACAGCUUUAUGAAAUUUACUAAUCAAUCAAUUUGCCACUGUAUAUUACAAUAACUGGUUUCACAUAUUGAUGUUAAUGUUACAAAUUUCAUAUUCAAAUGUAAAUUUUCAGCAACAUAAUGUACUGAUAUAAUAAAUCGUGUAUCGCUGUAUGAUUAAGUGAUAUCUGACUUGAGCUUGGUUUCCAUAAAAUCGCUACACGCUAUCACUGACAGCUUUCGGUGAUGCUGAUUGGUCGGUCGAAUCAGGAAGCCUUCCCUCAUUUGCAUUGGGGACUGCUACGCAGUACAACUUAUUGCACUGAAAACACUAGUGACAGUGGAGCGAUUUUAUGGAAACCAGCCUUUAUUUGUCACCUGAUAAUGAUUAAUUGCUAUGUAUGUAAACUCCUUGACUAGGUUGGAAAAACAUCGGGUCAUAGCCAUGUCGUGUAUAAACAAGUUUAGGUCCUUUAGUCCAACUCAUAGUGUGCCGGCCGAUCGAGGAAUCUGCUUGCGUCACUAGACGACGGCCGAUUGUCUGCUGGAAAUCUAGGUGUAGGAAAAAAUAUCAGUAAAAAAAAUCAACAGUAGAAAUAAACACCACAACAAUGAAACAAACAAUUUCAUUUUGGUGUUUAUUCCUACUGAUUUUUUUUUUCUGAUUACCAAAUGAUUGUACUGCGUCAUCUUCUGGAUUAAAAUUCGCUCAUGUAAAUAGUGAUUAAACCUCUUCUAUAUAAAUACAAACCA
Anneissia japonica is the source of this 2353-nucleotide messenger RNA. Its product is annotated as SUMO-conjugating enzyme UBC9-B-like. Gene Ontology annotation, biological process: protein sumoylation. The transcript has 8 exons. NCBI's taxonomy places the organism in Eukaryota, Metazoa, Echinodermata, Crinoidea, Comatulida, Comatulidae. The record is from RefSeq and is a predicted model, not a curated record. Gene Ontology annotation, cellular component: nucleus. Gene Ontology annotation, molecular function: SUMO conjugating enzyme activity. Bases 154 to 639 code for a protein of 161 amino acids.